AUGCUAAAAAUCAUCAUCCCAACCAUAAUAUUAGUCCCCCUAACAUGACUAUCAAAACCCAACAUAAUCUGAAUUAACACAACAGCCCACGGUAUACUUAUUAGCUUAAUCAGCCUGACAUACCUAAACCAAUUUACAGACAAUAACCUAAACCUCUCACUACUAUUCUUCGCAGACUCCCUAUCAACACCUCUACUAGUACUCACAACAUGACUCCUUCCCCUAAUACUCAUAGCAAGCCAGCAUCACCUAUCAAAAGAAACCCUAGUACGCAAAAAACUAUAUAUCACAAUGCUAGUAAUACUACAACUGUUUCUAAUCAUAACAUUCACUGCCACAGAACUAAUUAUAUUCUAUAUCCUAUUUGAAGCCACACUCAUGCCAACAUUAAUUAUUAUCACCCGAUGAGGUAACCAAACAGAACGACUAAAUGCUGGCCUGUACUUUCUAUUUUACACUCUAGUGGGCUCCCUACCCCUCCUAAUCGCCCUGCUAUGAGUCCAAAACAACUUAGGCACCCUUAACCUAUUAAUCAUCCAGUACUGAGCACAACCCCUACCAAACUCUUGAUCCAACACCCUACUAUGACUGGCAUGCAUAAUAGCAUUUAUAGUAAAAAUACCUUUAUACGGACUCCACUUAUGACUACCAAAAGCCCAUGUAGAGGCCCCCAUCGCAGGGUCCAUAGUACUUGCCGCCGUACUCCUUAAAUUAGGGGGGUACGGAAUAAUACGAAUCACCAUUUUACUAAACCCACUAACGAGCCACAUAGCAUACCCAUUCAUAAUACUAUCAUUAUGAGGAAUAAUUAUAACUAGCUCCAUCUGUUUACGUCAAACAGACCUAAAAUCCUUAAUUGCCUACUCCUCUGUAAGCCACAUGGCCCUAGUGAUCAUAGCCGUGCUAAUCCAAUCACCAUGAAGUUACAUAGGAGCAACAGCCCUAAUAAUCGCCCACGGCCUGACAUCAUCCAUGUUGUUCUGUCUAGCCAACUCCAACUACGAACGCAUCCACAGCCGUACUAUAAUCCUCGCACGAGGGCUGCAAACACUCCUACCACUAAUAGCUGCAUGAUGAUUACUUGCCAGCCUUACUAACCUGGCUUUACCACCCACAAUCAACCUAAUAGGAGAACUAUUCGUAGUAAUAGCCUCAUUCUCAUGAUCCAACAUUACCAUUGUUCUAAUAGGAGUAAAUAUCACCAUUACUGCCCUAUACUCCCUAUAUAUACUAAUUACCACACAACGCGGAAAAUAUACACACCACAUCAAAAGUAUUAAACCAUCAUUUACACGGGAAAAUUCCCUUAUAGCCCUCCACCUCCUACCUCUACUCCUCCUUUCACUUAACCCUAAAAUUAUCUUAGGGUCAAUUUACU
Molecule: messenger RNA, 1378 nt
Organism: Mustela erminea (ermine)
Lineage: Eukaryota; Metazoa; Chordata; Mammalia; Carnivora; Mustelidae
Source: the annotation of a RefSeq genome assembly